Molecule: messenger RNA, 1940 nt
Organism: Drosophila pseudoobscura
Lineage: Eukaryota; Metazoa; Arthropoda; Insecta; Diptera; Drosophilidae
Exons: 2
Coding region: 1166-1900 (244 amino acids)
Source: RefSeq, a predicted model, not a curated record
GGUGAAAUGCAUGGGGCCGCCAUCGACAUCGACAUGGACUCCCCCUGGAGCAGCAGCCGAGCUCUUUGGCGCAGAGAGAGAGAGAGAGAGACCCAAGCCAAGUGAAAAUUCGUUACAGUUGUCGAUUCAUCAAACAAGAUAAUUUGCUGUAGACAAAGCCAAGACAAUGGGGGCCGCAUAACAAGGUGAGCUGUGAUAAGCAACACGUUGGUCCUAUCAGAGUACGGAUCUUCCAAUUAACUGACCAAUAAAGACCGGCUUGGGAUCUUUUAAUUUGUUCAAUAGUGCAGACUCACGCCCCCCGCCACCGCCCCCGAUCGAGCGAGUUGUGGUAACAAGUACUCCUAUUGGCAUUGCCUAGCUGCAUGCAACACGCACAAUAGACACCUUUUUGUAAGCAACAACGGGGGGCUAAUCAACUUCAAACGGCGUACAAUUGUUACCGAAUAUCAGUUUUUGACAGGCGGCUUGUUUUUUUCUGGGAUGGGAAUGGCAAAAACACUGGACGGGAAAUGGAAGUGAAGAUUACCGAGAACCCAAGUUUGAUUGAAUGCAAAAUGAUUGAAUCUUAUUGAACGAAUGUUUCUGGUGCACCAGGCAUCGGGGCACUUAACAUCCAUCAAAACACUAAACGAGGAUUAUUUAGAACGGCAGAAACAGCAAGAGAAACAGCAGUAACAGCAACAAGUUGCAUGCAACAACUGCCGGUUGACAUAUGAGCAACAGCAGCAGCAGUCGCAGCAGCAGGCUGAAGAAGCAGCUAAAAGAAGAAAGGAACUUUUGCCGCCACACCAAGUACCUCCAAGCCCAAGGAGCGGCUACUACACAGAACUUUCGGACCUAACAAGCAGCCAGCCAGCCAGCCAGAGAGAGAGAGGGAGAGAGCCGGCCCAGAAUUAUGUAACAACUGCAGCAAAUGCAGUUGCAGUUGCAGUUGCACCGGCACUGGUACUGGCACUGGCACUGGCCGCAAAUUUGCAAGUCAAGUCACUGGAGAUGUCACUCCGCGGAUAGACACUCCGGACAGCUUGAGCAAAGCGCUGCCGCCGCCGCCGUUGUGCGGCCCGUUCCACAAUGGCAACCGUUGCCGUUGGACUUAAUCUUAGCAUGAUUGUGCAAUAUUUGUGGAGUGCGGUACUGCGUCCGUUGUCCUGGCAAGGUUGUUAUGGACGCACCGCUGUUUGUUUGUGCCUGUAAACAUGUGUGCAGACAGUCGAGAAAACCCGCUAACCCAUCCACCGACCGCUUAUCCAUCACACCCUUGAGUCUUGAGGAGCCUGCCUGGAGGAUGAUCUCACGCCGCGACAAAUUGCUACAGCAGCCCUGGGAGCAGCUACGCUAUGCCCAGCACCGCGAGAAGGUGAUGUCUGCCCGCCCGGCCAUCGAUACGCAUACGCCGCGCAUCCACGAGCACGUCCAACGCAAGUGGAAGAAACAGCAGAACGAGCGAGAGCGUCAGCAGCAGAUCGAGCGUGAAAAUCUACGGCUGCUGCAGAAGCUGGGUGACAUCAUGAGAACGAAACGAAUCAACAAUCUCUGGCUGGAGCCGCCACCCAAUUUCCUGAACCGCGAGAAGCAAUUUUACACACGUCCCUACUCCAGUCUGCCAGAGAUUGUCACCAUUUAUGGCAAUCAGCCGCCGGGUCCGCAGAUCUACGGCACGCUGCCCAAGCCCACAGUGGUGGGCCGCUGUCCCACCUGCAGUGGCAAUCCGGAACGUACCGAGGUGGCCAUACCCGAGCAGCGUACGCCCUGGGCACCGCCUCGGAAGUCCUGGAACCGCAAGACCCAGCAGCCGCUGCAGCAGCAACGUUGCUACCACUGCGGAUCUUUCAAGAGCACCGAGCGGAAGUUUUUCGAGGAGUACUCGAACUCGUACUCCUACUCCUUUGACGGGUGAUGAAGCGACGAAACAAUUAAUAAAAUGAAAUGCACGUUUA